GAGAACGUGAAUCGUGAAUGUAAAGUGUUUGUGUUGGUUACAUUACCGUAAGUCAUCGUAACUUCUCUUGAACCGAAUAGAAGUGUUGACGUUGAUCAUUUUUAAUUUGUGCUUCAAUAAGUUAAAUAUUAAACCGUAUUACACACUAGAAAUUUAUAAAAAUGGACCAAAUCACAAAAUUCAUUGAACCUGGACGUCAAUUCGCUAAAGAUUCUAUCAGAUUAGUAAAAAGGUGUACGAAACCAGAUAGGCGAGAAUUCCAAAAAAUAGCUGUCGCAACCGCCAUCGGUUUCUGCAUCAUGGGAUUCAUAGGAUUUUUCGUGAAACUUAUCCAUAUACCCAUCAACAAUAUCAUUGUUGGAUCAUAAUCGACCAUAUUUCUUAUUUAUCACUCAUGUAAUUCAUAAUUUUUGUUAUAGAUAUAAAUUAUUACUUACUAUAAUAAAUUCAUCUUCCAUUUGUGUAUUCAUCGAAUAAUAAAAACAAAUGUUGUUUCAUAAA
Messenger RNA from Anoplophora glabripennis (Asian longhorned beetle), 501 nucleotides. Its product is annotated as protein transport protein Sec61 subunit gamma. Gene Ontology annotation, cellular component: membrane; Ssh1 translocon complex. Lineage: Eukaryota; Metazoa; Arthropoda; Insecta; Coleoptera; Cerambycidae. Gene Ontology annotation, molecular function: transmembrane protein transporter activity. The coding region runs from base 162 to 368 and encodes 68 amino acids. The record is from RefSeq and is a predicted model, not a curated record. The transcript has 3 exons. Gene Ontology annotation, biological process: protein targeting; post-translational protein targeting to membrane, translocation.